AAAACAUGUCAAAUUUAACGAAAACAUCGGCGGCAUAAUUUGUUCGUCUUCAUGAAAAAAUGUCUUUGGAAGAUCCUUUCUUCGUCGUAAAAGAAGAGGUUGAGAAGGCUUUGCAAACGUCCAAGAAUCUUUACACACGAUGGUGCCAGUUGGCCGACCAACCCAGCCAGGUGUCUGUAGAGGAGUAUAACUGGACCACAAAUGAGCUGAGAAACAGCCUGCGCAGUAUUGACUGGGAUGUGGAGGACCUAGAGGAAACUGUCGGUAUUGUUGAAAAGAACCCCAAGAAGUUCAGAAUAGAAGUCAGUGAGUUGAAAGAGAGAAGAGACUUUAUAGAACGCACCAAAUCUGCCGUUAGGGAGAUGAAAUCUCAGAUGACCUCACCGCAAAUCCGAACUACUGAGGAUACAAAUGUCAGACAGUCCUUAUUGAACCCCAAAAGCCCCAGCAAGGUGUAUGACAAGUACUCAAGGCUGGACAUGGAGGCUGAAAGAUCACAUCAGAGUUUCAUCGACGACACAACACAACACCAACAGCUGAUUAUCAAGGAUCAGGACGAACAGUUGGACUUGAUUGGUUCCAGCGUAGGAGCACUCAAAAACAUGAGUCAUCAAAUAGGCAACGAACUGGAGGAGCAAAACAGGAUGUUGGAUGACUUUGGCCAUGAGAUGGAGGUGACAGAGUCCAGGAUGGACAACGUCAUGAAGAAGAUGGCAAAGGUGCUGCACAUGUCCUCAGACAAGCGUCAGUGCUGUGCCAUAGGAGUGUUGCUGGUGAUAUUGCUCAUUGUGAUCAUACUGCUAGUGGUGCUCUGAAUACCACAGACAGCGCCUGGGGCUAAUGG
Messenger RNA from Dreissena polymorpha, 844 nucleotides. Its product is annotated as syntaxin-6-like. The record is from RefSeq and is a predicted model, not a curated record. The transcript has 8 exons. Lineage: Eukaryota; Metazoa; Mollusca; Bivalvia; Myida; Dreissenidae. Bases 60 to 815 code for a protein of 251 amino acids. Gene Ontology annotation, biological process: Golgi vesicle transport. Gene Ontology annotation, cellular component: membrane.